CUUGUGUACAAUAUAAUCUGUGUAUCUGAAUGGUUUGAAAGAUUUCAUGAACUUUUUUUUUUUUUGCAGAUCAUUGAUCAGUCACUUGUUUUGGAAUUUUCUCCCCAUCUGUUUCUUACUAAGAUUCCACUCUGGUGACUGUUAUCACACUUUCUUUACAUUGGAAGAACUUUGUCCCGGCGAGAAGAGCUCUGCCACCCUUAGUAGUUCUUGCUCCUCCUCCUUUUUUCAGCAUAACCAAUCAAGUAAGAGUUAGUGGCCCUCUGAAAUUGAACACUAAAGUGAAAGAAACACAUGGAAAGAUUUUCUUUACCAUGAAGCGGGCUUGGGCUUUGUUUAAAGCUCACCCGUACAUCAGUAAUGUCCUGGGAUACACAACGCUCUUUGCUUCAGCAGACCUCAUACAGCAAAGUGUCCUGCGUGAGAAACCCAACGCUGGAUCUGCAUCAGAGGACACGGCGAGCAUCGACUGGCGUCAGACAGCUCACGUGGCAAUUGUUGGCUUCUGUUUCCAUGCCAACUUCAACUAUCACUGGCUCCGGGGAUUAGAGAGGAUGCUGCCAGGAGGCGGAGUGAAGGCAGUGGCAGGAAAGGUUGUGGUCGAUCAGCUUAUUGCAGCUCCUCUCACCAUCAGUGCUUUUUACAUUGGUUUAAGUUUAUUAGAAAACAAAGAGGAUCCACUUGAAGUCUGGCGACAGAAAUUCUGGACCGCUUACAAGGCUGGGGUGAUUUAUUGGUCAGCAAUGCAAGGCAUCAACUUCGUAUUCGUUCCUCCUGUGGCACGGACAGUCUUCCUAGGAGGUGUUGCUCUGACGUUCACAAUCUUUCUUUGCCACUUCAAACAGCAGCAGAAUCAGUGACCCGAACAAGCCACACAAACUCCUGAUACAAGGUUUAGAUCUGGUCCCUUUGAUUGAUCAGAUCUCAAAAAAGAAAAAAAGGGGUUGAUUUGUGUACAACAUGAAAUGUAUUAAACUUUGUUGCAUUUCUAAAAAUGUAAAAUUUCUGACUUUAUUUAAAGUGUACAAAAUUUCGUUUUUGAGCAAUAAAGGAAGGUAUAAAGCCCUCCACUAUUAAACAAAUCAUAAAUCCACAAAAGGUCUGGAUUGAUCAUUUUGCAUAAGAAGUUUUUUGUAUAAUAUUUUCUCCCAACAACACAAUACAUGUUUAAUAAAAUGAAGUUAAAUCACAUGCCACGCCAUCCUGGGGAAACCUAUUAGCUUUGCCAAUUUUAUUGACAUUUCCUUCGUUUUUAAGUAAUAAAAUAAUUUGUUUAUUCAAUUCAUAAAAACAAUUAACGUCGUGGAAAAGAAACAUGACCAACAGACAAAUACAAUUCUCUUUAAUACUGACCAUAAAAUACUCUUUUCUGUUUAACUUUUUCUUCACUUUUUUGAUUUUCCUUUUUGCUGAAAAAGCAUGUGCAUCUCUGUGAAGAACGUUGAACUGUCUGUAUGUAAGAAAGUGCUGAAGAAAUAAAGAUGCAUUGACUUUGCCACAGUUUGUUUAAAUAAAUAAAAAAAUCUAACACUGA
Molecule: messenger RNA, 1534 nt
Organism: Oryzias latipes (Japanese medaka)
Lineage: Eukaryota; Metazoa; Chordata; Actinopteri; Beloniformes; Adrianichthyidae
Product: mpv17-like protein
Biological process (GO): mitochondrial ribosome assembly
Cellular component (GO): cytoplasm; membrane; mitochondrion
Source: RefSeq, a predicted model, not a curated record